AUGGCCUCGCAACUACCGGCGUUCCCCCGCACUGUCUUCACUAUCGUAGAGCCUAUCUCUCUUAUUGGUGGCUUUCUCGGGCCCUUCUUAGACCCCGAAUGGUUUAUAGCCUCACAAAUUGACGCUCCGGAUGGCAGUAAUCUCGCUCCGCGAGAUGAUAAUGCGCGUCUAAUCGCCCUCCAGUUAGGAAACACAUAUGGGCUCCUAUUCCUUCUUGGAGUAGCUGUGCUAUAUACUACUACCGAACUCAAGGUUGUCCGUAACUAUCUAAUCGCUCUAUGGAUCGCGGAUAUAAGUCACGUCGGCGUUACGUGCUGGCUACUUGGGUACGAUAGGACGUUGGACGUGGGUUCGUGGAACGCUGUGACCUGGGGUAAUGUUGGGUUUACUACUUUCCUAUGUUUAACUCGUACAGCUUACCUUCUUGGGCUCUUCGGCCCAAACCGCAAAGCCGUCGCGACAUCAAAAAAGGUUACUUGA
Molecule: messenger RNA, 480 nt
Organism: Daldinia childiae
Lineage: Eukaryota; Fungi; Ascomycota; Sordariomycetes; Xylariales; Hypoxylaceae
Exons: 4
Coding region: 1-480 (159 amino acids)
Source: RefSeq, a predicted model, not a curated record